AUGACCAUCAAAGGCUUUUACUUGGUUGGCCAAAAUACGGAUCUGUACCACCAAGAGAUCCAUAUUGACCAGUACCAUGAUUUCGAAGCUUUGCAGGUAGCCAUCGCUGAACAGUACAAUAUCAUACUGCCAGCCAGCAUUGGACUACAGGACUCGAAAGGGAACGCUUUAUCUGACCUUGAUGCAGUCUUAGACACCGACGAAGACCUCGGCAUCACAGUCGACGGGCAGCCCAUCCGAGACCCUUCAGGGCCUGAAGGACUUCCAUUCCUGGGAAGCUACUAUGAAGUCUUCCCUGACCAUCUCGGGAACCAUGCUCGUCUCUUCCAGAAGUAUGGCUCCCUCAUAAAGUACGAGACCAUGGGAAAACAUAACUACCUAACGAAUGACCCGGCUAUCGCGACCGUUGCAUUCCAGGAAUCCGCUUUCUUCAGCAAGAAGAUAACGUCAGAACAUCCCUUAAACGGCAUAAAGGACAACCGCGCUCUGUUCAUCGGCGAUACAGACACGGACGCCUGGCGCGCAGCACACAAAUUCAUCCCGCCAGCAAUGUCACCCAAAGCGGUGCGGCACUAUACGCCGUUGAUGGAAGCCAGUGUCAAAGACUCGUUCAGGGUCUUUGACAAGCUGGACGAACAGGAUGAGGCAUGGAACGUAUACCAAUACAUGCUGAAGCUCGCCUCACAAACUGUGUUCAAGUUUGCGCUGGGUUACGAUGCACACCACUUCGAUAAUCCGGAUUCCAGCUUGAAUGAAUUGGUAGUCUUGAUUGCGCAGAGCUUGAGCCUGAACAAGAAGGUCGCAAGCAGGGGUAGCUGGUAUGCGAGUCUGGGUUGGAUGCCGGGUACAGCAGCGUACGAAUUGAGCAAUAUCCAGGGAAGAUUAUGGCGGAUUCUGAAUGAAGCGAUCGACAAAGCACCAAAAGGAGAUACCGAUGAAGACUUACCACUGCAGUCUGCCGCGCUAGGUGCAAGCUGUGUCGUUGACUACCUAAAGCGCGCGACGGACGACCAUGGGAACAAACUGCCGCGUGAGCUUGUUAUCCCCAAUAUGCUGCCAAUCUCAGGCGCAGGCUUCACCACAACAUCCUCCCUCCUGUCUUGGUUGAUAUACAGCUUGUGCGUCUACGAAGGCAACCAAGACCGCCUCGUGCAGGAACUUGUCGAUGCUGGCGUCAAUGCGAAUACCAAAUGGACUCCCGAGCUCUCUGACGGCCUCACCUUCCUCGACAAAUUCGUUAAAGAGACCCAGCGUCUCCAUAACCCUUCUUUCCAACCAGGUCGUACUGCGAAAGUGGAUUGUAUCGUGCCUGGGGGCUACAAGCUCCCCGCGGGUUCCGUCGUGAUUUGCGCUCUCCACGCUAUUCACAACAACCCAGCUAUCUGGUCAAAUCCCGACCGCUUCGACCCUGAUCGUUGGGGAUCUGAAGAAGUGUCAAACCGCCCCAAAAACAGCUAUAUGCCGUUUGCUACCGGGCCGAGAAGCUGUAUCGGAUUCAAUUUCGCGCUUGGGGAAGUAAAAGUGUUGCUACCGGAACUGGUGUAUCGGUAUGAGUUCAGCAAAGAAGGAGAAGAGGCAGUGACGUAUGAUCCGGAGUUUCAGCUCAUCAGACCGAUGAACCUUUAUGUUCGGGCGAGAAAGAGGACGACCUGGCCUGGAAAGAGUAAGGACGCGAAGAAGAUCGCAGAAGAGUACGCUGAGGGCGAGAACUUGAAGAAUUCAGCCAAGUUUUAG
Didymella exigua CBS 183.55 is the source of this 1734-nucleotide messenger RNA. RefSeq names its product cytochrome P450. Bases 1 to 1734 code for a protein of 577 amino acids. The transcript is spliced from 3 exons. The record is from RefSeq and is a predicted model, not a curated record. Lineage: Eukaryota; Fungi; Ascomycota; Dothideomycetes; Pleosporales; Didymellaceae. Gene Ontology annotation, molecular function: monooxygenase activity; iron ion binding; heme binding.